Oncorhynchus tshawytscha (Chinook salmon) is the source of this 1452-nucleotide messenger RNA. RefSeq names its product immunity-related GTPase family, q2 (gene irgq2). Bases 152 to 1300 code for a protein of 382 amino acids. Gene Ontology annotation, molecular function: GTP binding. The record is from RefSeq and is a predicted model, not a curated record. The transcript is spliced from 2 exons. Gene Ontology annotation, cellular component: membrane. Lineage: Eukaryota; Metazoa; Chordata; Actinopteri; Salmoniformes; Salmonidae.
CCACUCACAUUAAAGAGCCUGUAAAUAGAUCUAGCAGACACAGUCAGCACACUUCGCUUGUAUUGAGGAUGUAUCUGCCAUUGAUCAUUGGAUAAGGAUGUAUUUCCCUUUUUAAGGUCUGCCCUUAGGUUUUUUCAUCCAGGUCAAAGCCAUGGCGGCGGAUGUUGUAUCUCACAGCCUGAACCUCCUGGAGACUCUCAAAGAGUCUAUUGAGAACAACAAGCUGUCAGAUGUCAAGGAUGCUGUGGAGGACCUCCUGAUCAGCCGGAUCAACCUGGCCGUGGCAGGAGAGCGGGGGCCCGAGAAGUCUGCAUUCAUCAACGCCCUCCGUGGCCUGGGGCCUGAGGAUGAAGGAGCCGCCCUAUCCCCUUGCCCCACUUCUCCAGAGGAGAUGGCCAUCUAUCCCAACCCUAAGCACCCUGACUUCAGGCUCUGGGACUUGCCACCCACCCCCGCAGCCUCGCCCUUUGACCCAGAAGGGUACAUGGAGCGGGUGAAGUUCCUGCGGUACAACGUGGUGGUCAUGGCGUUCACACAGAGUCUCCAGGCCAACAGCGUGGCGGUGUUUCUGGAAGCCCGCUCUGUGCAGAGGGACACUGUGUACUUCGCCCUGCUGGCCUCGGAGAAGGACACAGAAAAGUGUCUGGAGGAGAGGCGGAAGGCCAGCCUGGAGUUGUUGAAGGCCCAGGGGGUGGCCCUGCCUAAGGUGUUCCUAGUGAGGCCCUCCUGUCUGGAGAAACUUGACUUCCCAGGACUCCUGGAGGAGAUGGAGAGGGACCUACCAGAGAUCCGGGCCCAUGCUCUCCUCCUGGCCCUGCCCACUCUCUCCCCAGUCCUGAUCACCCAGAAGAGAGACGCCUUCAAGGCCUUGGUCUGGGCUGCCGCGUCACUCUCUGGUGGGGUGUCGGCCAUCCCCGUGCCCCUGGUGGCCUCCAUGGUGGACGCCAGAGUGGGUGUGAGGAUCCUCACCAAGGCCAGGGCCUCGCUCUGUCUGGACGACGAGUCUGUUGAGCGGUUGGCACGGCAACGCGGCAUGGAGCCGGCACGGCUCAAAGCCCUGCGGACGUGUAACCUGUCGGCUGAAGUCACCAAGGGGGAGGUAAAGCUUCGGCUGGCAGUGGCAGAGAAGGAGUUGACCACCAACACGACCCGGCUGGUGGAGAUGGCCAUGCCCAGGCACGCCCGCUCAGCUGGUCGUUCCUUCACUGUCAUGUUGCAGGCUCUCAAUGGGGCCAUCGAUGAGAUGGUGGUUGACGCAGAGAAGAUACUGGCUGAUGCUGGUAUUGGAGAGGGGAAAUGAAGGAGGUCAAGAGGAGGGCUAGAAAUAGUGCAAUGAAAAAUGUUUUAAAACAUUUGCAAUGGAAAUGCAAAUAUGCAUUGCGUAGGACUUUACUGCAGACAAAUUAUCUAGUGGCUUCAUGGUUAAAAUGUUAUUAAUAUUUUUCAAAAUUA